Molecule: messenger RNA, 309 nt
Organism: Psylliodes chrysocephalus
Lineage: Eukaryota; Metazoa; Arthropoda; Insecta; Coleoptera; Chrysomelidae
Source: the annotation of a GenBank genome assembly
AUGAAAACUGCUUUGAAAGCUACGGGGAACAAAGUGAUAAAACUUAAAGACUGGGAAAAGGACUUAUUAACCAUCAUGAAUAAAGAAGAAAAACCUGUAUUCAGCAAAGUGCCCGGUGCCUUGUCGGUUGGUGUAAAGAGACAAUUGGAGAUGGAAACAAAAAAGAGCCAAAGUAAUCCUACAACUCACACUGACGGUAAAUUGGAAAGUACAGCUUCAAAAGAUAAAGUUAAAAUUCGAAAAACAAAGGACAUACUCAACAGGUAUGAAACUGAAGUAACAAAAGAUUUGUCUGUGCCAGAACUUUAA